Molecule: messenger RNA, 2958 nt
Organism: Talaromyces amestolkiae
Lineage: Eukaryota; Fungi; Ascomycota; Eurotiomycetes; Eurotiales; Trichocomaceae
Exons: 4
Coding region: 1-2958 (985 amino acids)
Biological process (GO): carbohydrate metabolic process
Molecular function (GO): starch binding; hydrolase activity, hydrolyzing O-glycosyl compounds
Source: RefSeq, a predicted model, not a curated record
AUGAAAGGCCUAGUGGCCACAGGAUGCCUCAUUGCGAGUGCCAGUGCUGCGGCAUUGGCAACUCGUGAUGCAGCUUCCUGCCCUGGCUACAAAGCAUCUAAUGUAAAAACAAGCGCGGGGAGCAUUGUCAGUGCCGAUCUCACUCUAGCGGGAGCUGCUUGCAAUGUGUAUGGCACGGAUUUGGACAAUUUAGUACUGCAAGUUGAAUACGAGACUGAAACGCGCCUUCAUGUCAAGAUCUACGACGCAGCCGAGCAGGUCUACCAAGUGCCCACCUCCGUUCUACCACGACCAGUUAGCUCAAACAUCAAGCCGGCAAAGUCUGACUUGAAGGUUACAAUCGUAAACAGUCCCUUCUCAUUCAAAGUAACCCGCAAGUCCAAUGGCGAGGUGCUUUUCGAUACAGCUGGACAGCCCUUGAUUUUUGAAUCUCAAUACCUUGGACUGCGCACCAGUCUUCCUGAAAACCCUUACCUUUAUGGCCUGGGUGAAAGCACCGAUCCUUUUCCACUGCCAACAAACAACUACUCUCGUACCCUUUGGUCUCGCGAUGCUUACUUGACUCCCCAAUACACCAACUUGUACGGAAACCAUCCGAUAUACUUCGACCAUCGUGGAUCCAAGGGUACUCAUGGUGUGUUUCUCUUGAACAGCAAUGGAAUGGACAUCAAGAUCAACCAAGAUAAAAAUGGUCAAUAUUUGGAGUAUAACACUCUAGGAGGUGUUUUGGACUUUUAUUUCCUAGCUGGCUCAACUCCGAAGGAUGUUGCCAUUCAAUAUUCCGAGACUGUCGGCAAGGCAGUCAUGAUGCCGUACUGGGGAUUUGGUUUCCACAAUUGCAGAUACGGAUACCAGGAUGUCUUUGAGGUUGCCGAAAUUAUCGCCAACUACAGUGCUGCCAACAUUCCUCUCGAGACUCAAUGGACUGACAUUGAUUACAUGGACUUGCGAAAAGUGUUCACCCUCGACCCAUUGAGAUACCCCGUCGACCUCGUCCGCCAGAUUGUGUCUUAUCUUCAUGAACAUGAUCAACAUUACAUCGUGAUGGUUGACCCUGCAGUGGCUUACCAGGAUUAUGCCCCAUUCAACGAUGGUGUCGACGCCGGUGCCUUCUUGACUGUCUCCAAUGGAUCUGUGUAUCAAGGCGUGGUCUGGCCUGGUGUUGCUGCAUUCCCUGACUGGUUCGCAUCAAACACGCAGUCUUACUGGAACAAUCAAUUUUCAACCUUCUUCAGUCCCGAUAAUGGUGUCGAUAUUGACGCCCUCUGGAUUGACAUGAACGAAGCUUCUAACUUUUGUACAUAUCCUUGCUCUGAUCCCGCUGCAUUUGCUCAGUCUGCCGGUGAUCCUCCUGCCCCUCCGGCAGUACGCAUUUCUUCUCCUCGGCCUAUUGCCGGCUUCGGACCUGACUUCCAACCCCAAUGUGUUGCUAACGUGAAUUUUACCGUGUAUGCAGAGACAUACUAUGGCGAAAACAUCUAUGUUCUUGGAAACUCUCCUACUCUUGGAGAUGGAGUUGUUUCUGGAGCUGUGGCAAUGAGCGCCAAUAACUACCCAGAGUGGCAGCUUACCGUGCAGAUGCCCGCCAACAGCACUUUCUCAUAUGAAUAUGUUCGCAAGGAGAGCGACGGUAGCUGGAUAUAUGAGAAGAGCAACCGAACCAUCACUACGGGUGACUGCAACACUGGACUACAAUCUGUUUCAGAUACCAUUACUACCAGCUCAGGAGCUCAAAAGAGAGGAAUCUCACCUGUCCCUCUUGUUCGCUCACCGGUUGCUGCUGCAUUACAGAAACGAGAUGGUUCCAUGCUUGGUCUUCCUGGUCGGGAUUUGGUCAACCCUAAGUACAACAUCAACGACACCGCUGGUUCUAUCAGCAACUUGACCAUUCAAACCGAUCUCAUUCAUGAAAAUGGUCUUGCUGAAUACGAUACUCACAACAUGUACGGCACUAUGAUGAGCGCUACCAGCCGAAAUGCCAUGCUUAAUCGUAGACCUACCGUCCGCCCUCUUGUGAUUACUCGGUCCACCUUUGCCGGUGCUGGCCGUCAGGUCGGCCAUUGGCUUGGUGACAACCACGCGGACUGGGACCACUAUCGCUGGACAAUUGCAGAACUCCAAGAAUUCGCUGCUAUCUAUCAAGUUCCUAUGGUUGGAAGUGAUAUUUGUGGCUAUGACGGAACGACUACUGAUGAGUUGUGUUCUCGCUGGGUUUUCCUUGGUGCAUUCUCACCAUUCUUCCGUGAUCACUCGGACAACACUUCGCCUCCACAUGAACUUUACCGAACUGAAGCUAUUGCUCAGGCUGCACGUGCUGCCAUCGACAUCCGUUACCGACUGUUGGAUUAUGCCUACACGGCGCUGUGGACACAGACACAGACUGGCUCSCCCAUGAUUAAUCCUAUGUUCUUCGAGUACCCUUCUGAUCUCAAUACCGCGACACUUCCUUACCAAUUCUUCUGGGGUGACAGCAUUCUCGUAGCACCUGUGACUGACGAGAACUCGACGUCUGUGUCAGUCUACUUCCCUAAGGAUACAUUCUACGACUUCUACACCGGAAAGCCCGUGACAGGAAAUGGAGCAGCAGUUACCUUGAAUAAUAUCGCCUUUGAUAGCAUUCCUUUAUACUACAAGGGCGGUAGUAUCAUCCCUCAGAGAAUUGCUUCUGCCAAUACAACUGCUUUGUUGCGUCAGCAAAAUUUUGAGAUUGUCAUUGCACCCAAUACUUUUGGCCAAGCAUCCGGAACUUUGUAUCUGGAUGAUGGAGAUAGCAUCAAUCAGCCGAAGACCUCUGUGAUCAACUUUGAGUACUUAGACGGCCUGUUUUCGAUGACGGGUACAUUCGGCUACGACACUGGCAACGUGGUGAUUAGCCAGAUUACUGUUCUUGGACAGAAUGUACAGAAGCACCCUGUCAACUUGAAGUUGACAGGGGCUCACGUUGGUGUAUACUUAUGA